Messenger RNA from Polyodon spathula (Mississippi paddlefish), 406 nucleotides. RefSeq names its product C-X-C motif chemokine 11-1-like. Lineage: Eukaryota; Metazoa; Chordata; Actinopteri; Acipenseriformes; Polyodontidae. Gene Ontology annotation, biological process: neutrophil chemotaxis; chemokine-mediated signaling pathway; inflammatory response. The record is from RefSeq and is a predicted model, not a curated record. The transcript is spliced from 4 exons. Gene Ontology annotation, molecular function: CXCR chemokine receptor binding; chemokine activity. The coding region runs from base 86 to 367 and encodes 93 amino acids. Gene Ontology annotation, cellular component: extracellular region.
CAACUUUCCAUCAGCAAUUCACUUGAACUAUCAAGAGAACAAACUCCUCCUGAAAAACCAACAGAAACAUUACAAGACUAAAACAAUGAAGUCAACAGCCAUCCUGUGCCUUGCUGUCUUGUUCUGUGCAGCAAUUGAAGGCUCUCCAAUGCCUGGCAGGGGCCGUUGCCUUUGUCUUGGAGACGGUGUCAAUUUUAUUCAGCCAAGACUCAUUGAGAAGUUAGAUGUGAUUCCUGCAUCAACGACGUGUGGCAACUUGGAGAUUAUUGUUACACUGAAGGACAGUGAAGAGCUGAGAUGCCUGAACCCCAAAUCUAAGUUUGCACAGAAUUUCAUUAAGAAUGCAAAGAGAAGGACCCAGCAGUAGACUUUAACAUCAACGAAAAGAAACAACCUGAACGAUUUU